UCCUCCAGUAAACAAAAACACGAGUGAUUCUGUUUUUGUAGAUUUUAAAUUAGUUUUGAGAAUUUUACGAUCAAAUGAUACUCUCAACAUGGAUAUUUCAGUUCAAGUAGUUCGACAAACGAAGCGGCACACCAAGGCGGAAUUGGAGGAGCUAUCGAAGGAGCGACUGAUCGAACGAAUUAUUCAGUUGGAAUCACAAAACUUCCAACUGAAAAAUAUCAUCCAAAAGGUCACUGGUUCCAAGUCGAAUGAAUCCGGAAAAUCGGAUUCGAAAAAGCAACGUAAAUUUGACUUCAGCAAGUGUCAUAAGCGACAUAUUUUGCUGAGAUUUUACUAUCUAGGAUGGGACUAUCAAGGAUACGCUUCUCAGGAAGAUUCAGCCUGUACCAUCGAACACCACCUCUUCAACGCCUUAACCCGAGUGUGCCUUAUCGAAUCACGCGAAACUUCCAACUACCACCGUUGCGGCCGAACCGACAAAGGUGUCAGUGCGUUCCACCAGGUAGUUAGUCUCGAUGUCCGUUCCAAGCUGGCACCGGAACGACAGCUGGAUCCAGAAGCACUGGCUGAGGAGCUUGACUAUUGUCAACUAUUGAACCGGGUUCUUCCUCAGGAUAUUCGCUGCGUAGCGUGGAUGCCAAUGGUCAAUCCCAAUUAUAGCGCUCGGUUCGAUUGUAAAGCUCGUACGUAUCGGUACUUUUUUCCAAGGGGGAAUUUGAACGCUAAAGCUAUGUCGGAGGCGUGCAGCUAUCUUGUUGGAUCCCACGACUUCCGAAAUUUGUGUAAAAUGGACGUAGGAAAUGGGGUGGUAACGUUUCGACGAAACAUUCACUAUGCAUUUGUGCGGGAGUCGUUACAAGAUGGGGCGGAUUCAAGCUACGACAUGCUUUACUUUGAAUUGCGGGGAAAAGCUUUUCUGUGGCAUCAGGUGCGUUGCAUUAUGGCUAUCCUGAUUUUGAUUGGCCAAGGUAAGGAAGAUCCCACUGUGAUUAAAGAACUGCUAGAUGUGGAGAAGAAUCCACGAAAGCCUCAGUACAGCUUGGCGAACGACAUUCCAUUGAACCUGUAUGAGUGCCAAUUUAGAAACAAAGGUACGUUUGACCCCGUUUUGUUCGAUAAAAAUGGGCCGGUGCCGGAUUUUGAUGACGAUGAUGGGAUGGAAUCUGAAUUACGUGAGUGGGUCCACGAGGAGGAAAGCCUGUCUAGAACCAUAUCUGAGCUUCAAGGAUUGUGGGCUUCCAAUAUGAUUAAAUCUUCGAUGUGUCGUGAGAUGCUACGUUCUCUCGAGGAAACUUUUGCUCAGAAGUUUGCUGACAAAAGCAAAAUACUUUCUCAGCACAGCAUACUGCUACAAGGAGUACAGUCUAAAGAAUAUCAACCUUUAAUGGAUCGACAAAAGUGUGUCAGAGAACAUCUAAUCGAAUUGGAUAAGUAUUAGUUGCUGUCUAUUUCUGAUAUCAUGUUCAAAUGAUUAUUUAUUUCUUUUCAUAGUUCCAAAGCUCUGAAUAAACUUGUAUACAUACUGGUUUAGUUAUACAUACAUGCAUAUUAACUUUUAUCCUUUCAGAUACGUAUCCUUUUAAAACAAAACACCAUUCAAAUUUUUAUAAUUCAUUCAUAUAAUCAUAUUAAUCAGACUUUGUGAGUAAUUUUCCUUACGGCCAUAUUCUAUCGUUUGGGGUAGGGAUUUUUUAGAAGGAAUGCAUCUGGGGAUAACCUGAAGAAACUAUUGCAAGCGGAGUGGGUUGCCAACCAUUGUACGUUUCUGAGGGUUGGAUGCCUUCCUUCGACGAACCAUCGGCCGUGGAAGCCCUAGAAUUUAAUUCGAAGGCCAAGCCACACAGACAUAGGCAGGACCUUGCUACCGAUGGGGGAACCAUACAUACAUACAUACAUACAUAAGUUUUACUCAUAGUAGUACAUAUUUAUAGAAAUAUACUCAACUUUUUUUUUAUUGUUGUAGUCUAUAUCGUUUUAAUCAUUCAGAAUUAUUCUUGGAGUUUGGGAAGAAUAACAGCUUGGUUUUAAAUUCCUUUAAAAAAAAGAAUUAUUCUUACUUAUUGGAAGAUUAUUUACGAAUACGAAUAAUAGAAGGAUAGUCGUCUCUGCGUUCAAUACUGCACAGUGGGCCUGGCCUUGAUAAGAUGAAUAGUAAAUGAAUUUUUACUGUUCACCGGGAUGCUGACAAGAUCUGGCUGUGUACGUAUCAUAAGCAUAAGCAUAAGCGAAUACGAAUAAUAGAAGGAUAAAGAUUAAAAAAUAUAUAUAUAUACGUUACAAAUGAGUAAAAGCAUUUUAAGUAGAUAAAUUUGUAAGAGUGGAGUAACAAAAGAAGAAAUUGAUAUUUGUUCCAGCCUUAUAGACACAGGCAGAUUUUAAAAAAAAUCUAUACUUUACGAAUGAUUUAGAAGCAUUUUAAAAAGAUGAUUCAAAAUCACAUGUCGACUAUCGUUCCGCUCAAAUUCACUGUGUGAAGAAACUAAAGAGAACCCUACUUUACAUCAGACUAGUUUUAAAAAAAACUAAAAUUUUCUUCCAAUUACCUAUCGGUUUAUAAGUUUCUAUUUAUUUUUUUUUUUUCGUAAGAAAUAGUUCAGAGCGAUUUUGCUGAUACAAAAUACAACUUUUCGUUAGUUUCAACGAUACGAUUUAGAUAUUCUAUUUGAUCUAAGACGAGUUAUAAACUGUUAUGAUACCUAGCUUUUAAAAAUUGAAAAUUUCCUCACAUAAUUAUGUUUAAGCAAAAAGUUGAACCGAUAUUUUCUCAUCAACAGAAAGCCUCGAGAGCCGCAUCGAGCAUUAUGCCAAAAAACGUCGAAUUCAGGUCAGCAUCAAAGAGAACUCCGGUGACGAUGACGCGAAUAAGAAUGAACUCGCUAAGGAGCCCAACAGCAGCAGCAAUAGCGGCUCAAC
Messenger RNA from Uranotaenia lowii, 2913 nucleotides. RefSeq names its product tRNA pseudouridine(38/39) synthase. The record is from RefSeq and is a predicted model, not a curated record. The coding region runs from base 89 to 1438 and encodes 449 amino acids. NCBI's taxonomy places the organism in Eukaryota, Metazoa, Arthropoda, Insecta, Diptera, Culicidae. Gene Ontology annotation, biological process: tRNA pseudouridine synthesis; mRNA pseudouridine synthesis. Gene Ontology annotation, molecular function: RNA binding; pseudouridine synthase activity. The transcript is spliced from 6 exons. Gene Ontology annotation, cellular component: cytoplasm; nucleus.